Harpia harpyja (harpy eagle) is the source of this 1595-nucleotide messenger RNA. It is a transcript of the gene SPI1, whose product is annotated as Spi-1 proto-oncogene. Gene Ontology annotation, biological process: regulation of transcription by RNA polymerase II; cell differentiation. The coding region runs from base 303 to 1103 and encodes 266 amino acids. The record is from RefSeq and is a predicted model, not a curated record. NCBI's taxonomy places the organism in Eukaryota, Metazoa, Chordata, Aves, Accipitriformes, Accipitridae. Gene Ontology annotation, cellular component: nucleus. Gene Ontology annotation, molecular function: DNA-binding transcription factor activity, RNA polymerase II-specific; sequence-specific DNA binding. The transcript is spliced from 5 exons.
CAAGGGCUAUCUCCCUUCUACAGACAUUUGAUAAAAUCAGGAACUUCACAUACAACUCGGGAAGAAGUUCACCUCAGAACCUAUUAGGGCAAACUAUGAAAACUUGUUAGGGUCCUUCUCCUAUCCUGAGAUCCAUCAGCAAAGGGACUUCACGGAGUCCGAGGAUCUCACUUUUUUCUUGUUUUUUCCUUUUUUUCUUUUUUUUUCUUUUUCUUUUUCUUUUUUUAAUGUAAUUUUUUCAAGUCAGUUAUUCUGGAUGUUUGAAAACUGAAUUAAGAAAAAUUCACUCAGAAGUUGGCUGAAUGUUGCAAGCUUGCAAAAUGGAAGGAUUUCCCCUCAUUCCCCCUCCCUCUGAAGAUAUGGUACCCUAUGAGUCAGACCUCUACCGACAGCCUCAUGACUAUUACCAAUAUCUCAACAGUGAUGGAGAGAGUCAUGGUGAUCAUUAUUGGGAAUAUCAUCCACACCACAUGCACAGUGAGUUUGAGACCUUUGGAGACAAUCACUUCACAGAACUGCAGAGUGUACAGCCUCCCCAGCUGCAGCAGCUGUACAGGCACAUGGAGAUUGAACAAAUGCAUGUCUUGGAUUCUGCAAUCCCAACCACACACAUCGGACUCAACCAUCAGGUGUCCUAUUUGCCCCGGAUGUGCCUACAGUACUCCUCUCCACCGCAGCCCAGUUCUGAUGAGGAGGACAUAGAGAGGCAGAGCCCCCCAUUGGAGGUAUCAGAUGGGGAGACUGAUGGUGUGGACCCUGGGCCUGGAAUUAUGCAUGGAGAAACAGGUAGCAAGAAAAAGAUACGUCUGUAUCAGUUCCUUCUGGACCUUCUUCGCAGUGGAGACAUGAAGGACAGCAUCUGGUGGGUGGACAAGGAAAAAGGUACUUUCCAGUUCUCCUCCAAACACAAAGAAGCAUUGGCACAUCGCUGGGGCAUCCAGAAAGGCAAUCGCAAGAAAAUGACCUACCAGAAGAUGGCACGGGCUUUGAGAAACUACGGCAAGACAGGGGAGGUCAAGAAAGUCAAGAAGAAGCUGACCUACCAGUUUAGUGGAGAGGUGAUGGGAAAGGGGGUCACUGAUAGGAAGCAUUAUCCUCACUGAGGCCAUGGGACCCUAAGCAAGAAAAAUAUUAAGACCUCCUGGCUGGGUACCAGCAGAGGAGAUGGACGCAUCUUUCUCUUUGCUUCCUGUGCCCCCUUCUCUGCCUUUAAAUGGCCUUUACCGUCAGAUGUUUCUGGUACGAAUUCCUUUCUUCAGCAUCUGAGAAUCCUAAACGUGACAGAAUUCUUUGCUUCCAUCCUACAAGUUGGACAGAGUUGGGAAAUUUAAACAAUGUACAAAUAUAUUAUUGUCAGGAAAGAUUUGGUUUGAUUGUAUUGUAACUAAAGAAUACAGCUGAUGAAGUUUUGCCUUCAAAGGUGGUGCUGUGUCAUUCACAGUGACACUGCAUUAGCUUACAGCUUUCAAACUAGCAUUAAUACAGGCUCUGCCGCAGCUCUCAAAGCUAGAGAGAAGUUUGCAGAUCUUGGAAUGAUACUCGUUCUUUUAAAUAGUAAUAACUUGUACAUAUUUAAUAAAAUUUGAUAUAAUGAA